AUGCUCCAGGACAUCUUGCAAGACGUUGUCCCCGAUCGUUGGGAGCUUAGGACUUGGCGCGCCGCCUCCGCCGCCCGGAUCCAGCUCCGGAGCCGCAAAAGGCUGGAGCGUGGUGAUGCGUGGUCUGUGUGCAACUUCAUCCAGCGCGAUGCCGCGCAACGCCUGCGCCAGUCCAAGCGCUACGACCUGGCUCAGAAGCAGGGGCUUGCGGACUUCCUGAAAGAUGCGGACAUCCGCUUGGUGCACACCCCGGGCUGCAGUGUUGUGCGAGCCGACUUCAUUCGGAAGCUGGACCGGGAAGGACAGCGUCUCCCGCGGCGCCAGGAAGCGGAGUCCGCCUACGUGGACUGCCGCACGGCACUGGUGACUCACGAAGAGGUCCAAGUCUGGGCCGAUGGCAAGGCGCCUGACGGCACCCAGGUAAUCUCGGUGUCCCACUGCUGGGAGGCUCUUACGGGAAAGGAGUGGCUUUUCAUCGACUACGUUUCUCUGCAUCAGUUCCAGC
This is a messenger RNA of Symbiodinium necroappetens, 505 nucleotides long. The record is from the annotation of a GenBank genome assembly. NCBI's taxonomy places the organism in Eukaryota, Dinophyceae, Suessiales, Symbiodiniaceae.